ACGAAGGCGUCCGACGCAAAAUAUAACAAUAUUAAUGUUCCAUUUAUUCGGCCUCCUCGGAGAAUGAUUCGAGAAUCGAAGUGACCGUAGUGGGUCGCGGACUGCGCGAUGGUCGGAUAUGGUUUGGCGGCCGCGCGACGCGGAAAUCUCAAAGAACGGAGCGCGAUGUUGUUCCUCGACUCGCCUAACCGUUGCCAGCGAGAGGGCGCAAGGUUGUCGCUCGUCGGCUGUUAAGCGGGCCGCGAGGAGGUCGAGUUCGCGUGCUGGCGCUGGCGCGAGCCCUCGGCUCUCAGUGAGACAUGCUCGCGUGCUCGUGCUCGUGCUCGGACGAUCGGCCGUGGGACUCGAGGAUUGUCGGCUCGGCGGGGGCGAUGGAGAUGGAGUGAGCGUGCGAUCUGAUACGCCCGGCUCGCAGCGAGGGAUCCAUCGAUCGAGCGAUCGGGUGCAGGCGUGAGAUUUUGCUCCUGCUGGCAAAAAUUGCCGGCGGGACAUUGCAGUCUUCACCACUCACGUCAGUACCUCGCGACGACGUGUGUGCUCAGCCUUGCUCUGCCUUCGUGUCUCUGGCUCUGCGAUGUGACGAAGGCUCAUGGCAGAACCCCGAUGAUGGCAGUGCCCCCUCCUCGUGCGAUCCUCAUCGACCGUCUCUUUUCUUGAGCACGGGGGCUGGCUUGUUGUGACAGUCGAGAUGUCGGGCUUUUCGACGGGCAACGAGUUUUCGGGCACGGCGGUGGACAAUCGGAUGAAACGAAGACAGAAUUUUACGCCUUUCAUGAAAUGGGAGUUUCGGCGAGACUUGUUCAGAAUGCUGAGAAACAUAAGGCACAUGAAGCCAUCGAUUGACCAAGGGCCCCCCAAACAACCCUCGAUCCAAACAUUGAACCGAUCUAGGCAAAUUGUCGAAGAAGGCAGAUUAAGGUUGAUCGAGAGAGAAAAUCAACAACUUCUAGAACGGUUGCGCAAGAUUCACAAUCGUCCUCGGAGUCACUUCUGUCAUCUGAAAAAGCGAGGAGAUCCGCUUAUCAAGGGGGACGCUUUCAGGUUGAAGAAGCCUUCCGGUGCCCCGGGCUAUCUGGUGCAAUUGUACAAAGAUUUGAAGCUGGCGAACCCCGUGACGAACCGCAAAAGCAUUCGCGUGCAGCAAGAGAUGCUCACGAGUGCCAUGGAACUGGUACAAGCGUCGAACAGAAACAAACCUUCGGAGGAGCUUCUGGACAGCGUGGUACAGUUGACCCUGGACACGGUGGAAGAAGCUCCGUCGUCUCCGGAUGCCACCACCUCCGAGGGUGGGACCGCCUCUGAUGGUGGCGCAACCGUCAAUCUCGAAGGGCAGCCGAUGGACGGCGAAGCAGGGGCUAAGGCCGAAGAGGAGUCCACAGGUACAGGCGCUCUCGAUUUAAUGAAAAACUUGGCGGGAAAGCUGUUCGGCUGAUCGGAGUGCUCGGGUCUCUCCUUGUCGAACCUCGCCGAAGACCAGGAAGCUCUCGGAACGCAGUCCCGAUGCCGAUUCUGCAGAGGUCCUUCCUUCGAGUCAAAUCAAGCAGAUCCACACAAAUCAGCCAAAUCACACACACGGCGCAAUGUUCAAAGGGCGACCCAUAGCGGUGGUGUCUUUCGAGCAAUCAAUCCUCGAUGGUCUCGACGCGUAAGAGGAAUUUUGUAUUUCACUACAUUAUCAAUGAACACGAUUUCUUUCUGUGAACAUCUUCGUGAGUGUCGAUCAGCUCUCUCCUUUCGACAAAGUUUGUGAUCCCCACGCGUUCACUCUUGUGUUCUAGGGAUACUCUCUCCUACAUGUGAUUAUGAGUUUUUGCCUUGGUCAUGGUAAGGUGGUUUGUUUUAUUUAUUCAUUUUAGUUAUCGUAUCGAGUAUCGAGACGCCCUUUAUCUUGAUCUAUUCUGCCCUUCAGUCUCAUCACCCCGUGACGAACCGCAUGAAUU
Molecule: messenger RNA, 1940 nt
Organism: Marchantia polymorpha subsp. ruderalis
Lineage: Eukaryota; Viridiplantae; Streptophyta; Marchantiopsida; Marchantiales; Marchantiaceae
Source: the annotation of a GenBank genome assembly